AUGGCACGGUAUUUCCUUGUGGGUGCUUUGACAUGGAGGGUGCCUAGAGGAACAGACAAGCUGAAGGAUCCACCAGAAGAGGAUCUCCCAGAUGACGCUCCAAUGAUUGAAGCAGAAGGAGAAGAUGGUGAAGUUCAUGAUGAGGUUCAGGAUGGAGUUCCACCGGAUGAGGACGGGUCGGGGAGAGGAGCCCUGGUCCAGCUCUCCGGUGAAGCGCCGGGUGAUGAGAGGAGCCACCCUGGCGGGGUCCCUGAUGAGGACGGGUCGGGGGGUGAACCCCUGGUCCAGCUCUCAGGUGAAGGAGCAGAGCCAGCUGAGCCGCUCCAGACCCAUGGCCCUCCGACAUUGGAGGAAGCCACUGAAUUGCGAGUCUUUCGCAUGGCCUUGCCGAUGAAAUCAAAGAAGGCAAGAGAAGUUGUGGCCACGGUGAUGGAGUUUGUCUUGCGUUUGAGGUCAGAGGGGUAUCACGUUGGGAGGAUCCACUCAGACCAGGGCCACGAGUUUGCGGGUGAGUUCAGGAGGUGGGCAUUGCAGCGUGGAAUCUACCUGCCGAGAACGGCAGGUGAUGAUCCUCGUGGAAAUGGAAGAGCGGAGGUUGCUGUGAAGGCCUUCAAGAAUUACAUUAGACGGACGCUGAGACAGGCGUCGGUGGAUGCGAAAUGGUGGCCCUGGGCACUACGAUACUCCAAUGAGGUUCAAAGGUGCAUUCGAAUGGGAACGAAGCCGGAUUGGCCUAGAUUCCUUCAAGAAGUGAGGGUGAGGAAAAGAACAUGGAAGAAGGACGAUUUGUCGUCACGUGUGGAGACAGUGCAGUAUCUCUGCCCUUCCAUUGAAAAUCAUGGCCAUUGGAUCUACAAGUCUGGUGAAGCUCCAAGGCUGACGAGGUACAUCCUGGCGCCAACGACAGAGCCUGAGGAUGACACGGUUUGGGUUGCAGUUGAACGUGAGGGCCGAGAUGCUCAGGAGCAGAGGAGGAGGAUCAGAGGUAAGUCCACCUUGAGAAAGAUGGAUGCUUCCUUGAUGAGUUCCGAAGAAGUUGAAGAAGAGGAAAAGAAGAUUGAAGUUCGAAGGGUGAUGAAGUUGGUUGAGGAGGAAAUGCAGACUCUCAUCAACGAGGACCCUGAGAUUGCAGCAGACGAGGUCCGAAUUUUGGGACGCUUGAGAAAGAUGGUGGAGGAACAGGGGGAGAAUGAAGAGAUUUUGCAGACCAAGAUCAUCUCUCCCAAGGAGGUUCUUCGAAACUGGAGUGAAUGGGAACCUUCCAUCAGAAGUGAGGUGGAAUCUUUGACGGUGGAGAAGUCAGCUCUGAAGCCUUUGACAAAGGCAGAAGUUGAGGAGUUGAAGCUUCAAGCGCAGAAAGAGGGAAAGAAGUUGGAAAUCUUGCCUUCCAAGAUGGUGUUUACGAUCAAGCCAGGUGGGAAGUUGAAGAGCAGGUGGGUUGUCUGUGGGAACUAUGAAGAGAAAAAGGAGGGGGAAGAGACCUACUCCACAGGCGCAGACGCGACCACUUUGCGUCUUUUGGUUUGGACGUCAACAAAGAUGGGUUGGUGUGGAUGCGUGCUUGAUGUGCGCACAGCGUUUUUGAAUGCUGAAAUGGAGCAGUCGCCUGAGGAGGAUUUGCUGCUGAUUCAGGCUCCACAUGUUUUGAGAGAGGCCAAGUUUUUGAAAGGAGAGGCACUUUUUCUGCCGUUGAGGGCGGUUUACGGGUUCCGAAGAUCUCCAAGAUUGUGGGGACUACACCGUGACCGAACCAUGAGAGACAUGAAGAUUUCGGUCGUGUUGGAUGGCAGAAAAGAGAUGCUGGUCUUGAAACAGAUGGAGUCGGAGCAGAAUCUUUGGAAGGUGGUUGUUUUGAGAAAGGGCUUUCAAGAAGAUUUGGAGGAUGAGUUUGUCUCCAAUGGCCGGGUGGUUGGACUGGUCAUGACGUAUGUGGAUGACAUCCUGAUCACCGGCAGGAGGGAGGUCAUGGAGUCAGUGACACAGCAGCUCCAACAGACCUGGAGCACCUCAGUUCCAGAAGAGAUCGGAGAAAAGCCAGUCAGAUUCCUGGGCAUUGAGAUCACCCGUUGUUUGGCAGAGGGGGAGGAGAGAAUGCAUUGGAGUCUGAAUCAACAGGCUUACAUCAGAGAUCUUCUUGGAAGGUAUGAGGAUGGAGAGAAGGUGAGAAAGAUUCCCAUCACAAGGGAUCAAGCUGCCAUGAGUCAGGACGUGACCCCACCGACACCAGAAGGGGUCAAGUCAUGUCAGAAGGUCAUUGGAGAGCUGCUCUGGUUAGUCACUCGUACACGACCAGACCUGAUGUUUGGAGUUUCAAGAAUGGGCGCGAGUGUUCUCAAGUCCACUCAUGCCAUACAAGAGACAGCCAAGCAGAUGAGGCUGUAUUUGAAGGCCACUUUGGAAGAGGGAUUGAGGUUUGAGGAAAGACCGGAAGACCCAAUCAACCUGUACGUCUACUCAGACUCAAGCUUUGCCCCGGAGUCAGAUGAGUCGCAUGGGUCUUUCAUUGUUUUGGCCAAUGGAAGUUCAAUGUUCUGGAGAAGUGGCCGCCAAUCUGCGGUGACCUUGAGCACGGCAGAGUCGGAGCUCACGGAACUGGUGGAGGCGAUGGUGGCGGGCGAGUCAGUCUAUGCCAUCAUCUCGGAGUUGUUUGCCGAGGUCAACCGUAUCGCACUUUGCGAUUCUCAAGCUGCUUUGGCGAUCCUUUUGGCAGAAGGAGGGAGCUGGCGCACCAGACAUUUGCGCCUGCGUUGGUCAUUUGCGAGGCAGGCAGUCUUGAGGGGUGAUUGGCAGGUUGGUCACGUUCCUGGAGAGCGCAUGAUAGCAGACAUCGGAACCAAAGCUCUGGCAUCGACACGACUGGAGCUUCUCAAAGAAAUGCUCGGCAUGAAAAAGACUGGGCAUGUGGAAGUUGAGGAUGCAGGAAAGAAUGAAGAGAAGGGGAAGAAGAUCCCUUCACAGCCACAGGGACCAGAAGUUGCCACUUUGGCUUUGCGGCUGAUCACUUUAGCAGCCACUUUGCAGAUGUCAAAAGCCAUGGAUGAUGAAGAGGAAGAAUCUUCAGCCGAAUUCAAUCAGCUGAUGAUGAUCUACACCAUUUUGGUUGUGAUGGCCACCUUGGGUCUUCAAGCUUUGUGGAAGGUAGGAGUAAGCUCAGCCUGCAGUAGCUUGAGGAAUUGGUUGCUUGGCGGCGAGGGCCGAAGUCUCCCUGCGGAGCCUGAAGAACCUGAGGUCAGAAGGCCAAACAUUGAGGAGUUGACGACAUCAAUGGGCCGCGCUGAGGACGGGUCGGGGAGAGGAGCCCUGGUCCAGCUCGCGCAGGCCGGCUGGAGGCACGCUGUAGGUUCCUACACUGUAGAUGCUACAGCUGUGCCCGGCCUUGGUGGAGACCCACCACUGAGCCGCGCUGAGGACGGGUCGGGACAGAGGGUCCUGGUCCAGCUCGCGCAGGCUAGCCCAGGGCUUGCUGUAGAGGAGACAGCUUUGCCCGGGCCAACACAAAAUGUGAGGAGCGACGCCUCACUUGGCCAAGCUGGCCCAAGCACAGAGCCGUCGUCAAGCUCUGGAAGUGGAGAGACAUCAGAUAGCAUGGCUGAAAGAAUCGAGGCCACCAUCAGAAUGAUUGCAGAAGAAGAGGUUGAGCUGUGGAGAGAGUACGGAAGGAUGGGCCAUUUUCCGUACGUCAAUGAAAAUCAUCAAGAUGCAGACCUGGGCUUUGACGUGUUCAGGACACCAUGUGGAACUGUUUAUCAUUCAACUCGGGCCUGCACCCAAUUGAAGGGUCCGAGAACUGGAUUUGCGAGAAAGUUUUCAUGGUGUGAACUCUGUAAGGAGGUGGGAAUGCGAACGCGAGGACGUCCACCACCAGGAUCUCCACUGCUCUUGCUGACGUCGGGUCAGACUCUUCACACAGACGCCAGAUGCCCGAGAACUGAAAACACCUCCGAAUUUCGCGGAUUUGCAGCACUGCAGCUGCCUUUUUUCCAGCUCAAAUUCGAAGACUUUCGAGUCGCCGACGAAAAGAAGGAGAAGGUGCGAUCUUUGGAGGACGAGGAGCAGCUGAUCCUAGCGAUUUUCGCCAGCAAGAAUGAGCCGCUUGGUGAGAGGACGAAACGGAUCCACCAUGAUCCACCAGGAGGUGCUGAAGUGGCCCACGGAGAUGGCAGCAUUCUUCCGGAGAACACAAAGGUGACCACCUUUGGGAUUGGUUGGCUGAAUCUUCUGGACAGUGGAUCAGAUCCACAAUUGGUUGAGGGCAAUGAGCCGCCCGCCGAAGCGUACCGCGCACAGCAGCGCGCCCAUCGUUCCGCAACGACCUCCGCCUCGCCGAUGUUGGCGAUGCCGCGGCAGGACUUGGAGGUGAGUCCUGGACCCCAUCGAUUGGGCCCAGGGGCAUUUGGCUUGGCUUGGUGGUAUUUGAAAGCCGAGGAGGAUGAAAGUGAAGACGACCCAGACAGCCGUCGCGGUCGCGGCCCUCCACACGAAGUUGCACCUCAAGUGGUUUCUCCGGCCGCGACCGCCACGGCCUUGCCUGUGGGGCAGCGUCCUUUGCCGAGCUCGCACCGAAGUCCACCGGAGAUCAGCUUCGAAGACGCCGGGCGCAUGCCGCAGCACUUGUGGCCUUGGAUUGCCUUGCACGCUCCCUUGAAGCCACCGCAAAGGAGAAAGCUGGCUGUGUCUCGAUUGCAAUCUGACGCUGUGCUGGUGUAG
Cladocopium goreaui is the source of this 4707-nucleotide messenger RNA. The record is from the annotation of a GenBank genome assembly. Lineage: Eukaryota; Dinophyceae; Suessiales; Symbiodiniaceae.